This is a messenger RNA of Gongylonema pulchrum, 270 nucleotides long. Lineage: Eukaryota; Metazoa; Nematoda; Chromadorea; Rhabditida; Gongylonematidae. The record is from the annotation of a GenBank genome assembly.
AUGGAUUACGAGAAGCUAGUGAACGAUUUUCGACAAGCUUUCAAUGCCGGGAUGAUGAGUAGUGCUGCAAACCGACGAAAGCAGCUGGAAGCGUUACGAACGAUGCUGAUCGAAAACGAAGAAGAAAUUUGUGAAGCCGUUUAUAAGGACCUUCACCGGCCAAAAAAUGAAACAGUAUCGUUCGAAACAACUUUCUUGGUGCUCGAAAUAACAAAAACGCUUGAUGAAUUUGAAGGAUGGAUGAAACCAACAAAGGUCUGGUCUACUUGA